AUGCUAGCUAACUUAAGGAGAAUCAUCCUUUCUACUACCAUUUAUUUCAUCUGGAGGGCUAGAAACAAGAAGGUCUUUGCAAAUGAGACUAUUUCCAUUGAAGAUAUCAUCAGUAGGAUCAAAGCUGUUAUUAAUGCCAAGUUCAGUAACAUUAAGAUGUCCUCUACCAUCUAUAAUGUAGUUCUUAAUAUCUCUGGAUUGCUGUUCCUAGCUGCUGUCUUUUUUAUUUGCUGGGCUUGGCCCUUAGUUGUAUUCUUUAUUGCAGUCUCCUCUCUUCUCCGCCCCUCAAUCUACACAGCUCUCUUCUCCGCCCCUCAAUCUACACAGCUCUCUUCUCCGCCCCUCAAUCUACACAACUCUCUUCUCCGCCCCUCAAAAAUGAGAUGCUCGUCUCCGCCCAUCGUAUGUGAAAAUUACUCUCGUAGACUAGAUAACAGUCCAACAAUUUACUGGUUCAAUUCUGAAAAAUCUCUUUCUUUUCUUGCAACCAAAGAAAUUUUACUCAUGUCGCUUCUCACCAGAAACAUUUUUACAUUUGCAUGUGAACGGAAAACAUCUUCAUCAUUAAAAACAUCUUAUAAGUUUGCACGAUGCGAGAGAAUUGAUACCGGUUCUUCGGAUGAAGGAGAGAAAUCAAAAGGAAGAAGAAUCGAAUUGCUUGAAAAAGCUAAAUUAUCGAUAUCAGCUUAUGAUACGGCUUGGGUGGCUAUGGUCCCUUGUAAAGAGUCAAAAGAGAAGCCAUUGUUUCCAAAAUGUUUGGAAUGGAUUAUGGAGAAUCAGGAAGCUGAUGGAUCAUGGAGCCCUUAUCCACACCACCCAUUGCUUUUCAAGGAUUAUCUAUCUUCUACUUUGGCUUGUGUUAUUACUCUUCACAAAUGGAAUCUCGGCCGACCACUCAUCAAAAAAGGUCUAAAAUUUAUUAAGGCUAAUUGUUGGGCUGCCAUUGAAGAGAGACAACUGCCACCAAUUGGAUUUGACUUUACAUUUCCUCACAUGAUAGAAUGUGCAGUAGCAAAUGGAUUAGAUCUUCCUGUGCAUCAUGAGGUAUUUGAUGUAUUGUUACAAAAGAGAGCAAUAGAAAUAAAAAGAUGUGAAUUGGAAGGAACCAAAGCCCAUUUAAUAUACAUAUUAGAAGGACAUGAAAAUAAAUAUAAUUGGGAAGAGAUAAGUAAAUAUCAAAGAAAUAACGGGUCAUUUUGCAAUUCACCAUCAGCAACUGCAGCAGCUUUAUUUUACAAUCAUGAUGAACGAUGUUAUGGUUACUUGACUUCGCUCUUACAUGAUUAUGAUAAUGCAGUUCCCACGGUUUAUCCACUGAAAAUCUAUAACCAACUUUGUGGAGUCGAGAAUCUUCAGAAGUUAGGAAUGGACGAUAGACACAAAGCACAUAUAGAUAAUGUUCUGGAUAACAUAUACGGAUUAUGGAAGCAGAAAGAUGAAGAGAUAUAUUUAGAUGUCAGAUGUUGCGCUUUGGGAUUUCGUCUACUGCGAUUGAAUGGAUACGAUGUUUCUUCUGAUGUACUAGCACAAUUCUCCGAAGAAGAACAUUUCUUCAAUUCUGUGAGUUUACAAUUCAAAAGUAUAGACACAAUUCUGGAACUGUUCAAGGCUUCAAAGUUAAUGAUAUGCGAAAAUGAACAUAUUCUUGAGAAGAUAGAAGCUUGGACAGGCUCUUUCUUAAAACAACAACUACUCAGUUGUGCUAUUAAAGAUUUUAAACUACGUGAAGAGGUUGAUCAUGCUCUAAGAUAUCAUUUUGACAAUUUGGAUUUUGUUGAGAUGAGGUGGGAAAUACAGCAACACAAAGCGAAUAAUGUUCAACUUCUAAAAACAUCUUAUAGUCUUAAUAACGAUAACAGAGACUUAUUAGCACAGAAAAUCCAAGAAUAUAACAUGUGUCAAGCGGUAUAUCAAAAAGAAUAUAAAGAUCUUGAGAGAUGGAUUAAGAUUUGCAAAUUUGAUGAACUGAAAUUUGCAAGGGUUAAGCUACAUUUUUCCUAUUUCCUCAACACUGCAACCCUUAUUGGGCCCGAAUUGGCAGAUGCUCGACUCUCCUUUACUAAAAAUUGUAUUUUAGCUACUGUUAUUGAUGAUUUCUUUGAUAUUGCCGGCUCUAAAGAAGAAUUAGAAAAUUUAGUUCAAUUAAUUGAAAGUUGGGGGGAAACUUCAUCUAUUGGGUGCAUCUCCGAGCAAGUUAUGAUCAUUUUUUCAGCUCUUGUAGACAUGAUUAAAGAGCUUGACUGCAUUGCUUUCAAACAUCAUGGAAGAAGUAUUGAGCAUCAUAUGGUCAAAAUAUGGCAAGAAUUAGUCAAGUCUAUGAUGAAAGAAGCUGAAUGGACUCGAGAAAAUAUAAAACCAUCGCUAAAUGAAUACAUGGAGCAUGGAUGUAUUUCUUUAGCCUUAGGACCACUUUGUCACAUAACGACCUAUUUUCUUGGAAUAACGUUACCAGAGGAAAUCAUGGCAGGGCAACAAAUAUGUAAUCUAUUGAAGCAUGUCAACCUUGUUGGCCGACUUCUCAAUGACAUGAUGUCUUUCAAGAGAGAACGCGAACAAGGCAAAUACAAUAGUGUAUCUCUACGAAUACUUCAUAGUGAAGAGAGCAUGACAGAAGAAGAAGCUAUUGAAGCCAUAAAAAAAGAAAUUGAGAUUUAUAGAAAACAAUUACUACGAAUGGUUGUGCAAAAGGAAAACAGUUUGCUUCCAAAAUCCUUAAGAGACUAUUUUUGGAAGACAAGUAAAAUGAUGCACUAUGUUUAUAAGGACAACGAUGGCUACUCAAAUAUCAAAAAUGAAAUGGAAAAUGACGCAAAAAAAUUAUUAUGGGAACCGAUUUCUCUUUCUUAAUCUAUUACUUGUGUUGUAGGUUUUCCAUUUCAACUAUUUUACUUCUUUUAUAACUUAUUGUAAUUCAUACUUUAUCCAGUUAUUAUAUGUUUUAUGUGGUUUGUGGUAUUUUUUUGAA
Messenger RNA from Mercurialis annua (annual mercury), 2965 nucleotides. Its product is annotated as ent-kaur-16-ene synthase, chloroplastic-like. The transcript is spliced from 17 exons. Bases 1 to 2847 code for a protein of 948 amino acids. Gene Ontology annotation, molecular function: terpene synthase activity; magnesium ion binding. Gene Ontology annotation, biological process: diterpenoid biosynthetic process. Lineage: Eukaryota; Viridiplantae; Streptophyta; Magnoliopsida; Malpighiales; Euphorbiaceae. The record is from RefSeq and is a predicted model, not a curated record.